ACGACUAGGCUGGCAGUCGCCAUGGCUGCGUCCGGGCAGGAGGAUGUGUCGGAACUGUCCCCUGCUGCCGCCCCAAAUUUGGAUUGGUAUGAGAAGCCGGAAGAAACUCACGCUCCCGACGUAGAGCUUGACACUACGGAGCCCUUUUGCCCAAGAGACCUGGUGCCGGUGGUGUUUCCUGGGCCCGUGAGCCAGGAAGGCUGCUGCCAGUUUACUUGUGAACUUCUAAAGCAUAUCAUGUACCAGCGCCAACAGCUCCCUCAGCCCUAUGAACAGCUGAAGCACUUCUACCGGAAAUCUCCCCAGGCAGAGGACACAGCAAGGAAAAAACCUCGGCUCGCCGCAGAGGCGAGCAACAGGAAGUGUCAGCAGGCUUUGGCGGAGCUGGAGAGUGUCCUCUGUCACCUACAAGACUUCUUUGCUCGAACCCUUGUACCACAAGUGUUGAUCCUUCUUGGGGGCAAUGCCCUGAGUCCCAAAGAAUUCUAUGAACUCGACCUGUCCAGGCUGGCCCCGUGCAGUGUGGAUCAGGGCCUGAACACGGCGGCUUGCUUGCGUCGUCUCUUCAGAGCCAUCUUCUUGGCCAAUGCAUUCAGCGAGCUGCAGGCUCCCCCACUCAUGGGUACCAUUGUCAUGGUUCAGGGCCACCGUGACUGUGGGGAAGAUUGGUUUCGACCCAAACUGAACUACCGGGUGCCUAGCCGGGGCCACAAACUCACGGUGACACUGUCCUGUGGCAGACCUUCCGUCCCAGCCUUGGCUUCAGAGGAUUACAUUUGGUUCCAGGCACCGGUGACACUUAAAGGUUUCUGUGAAUGAAGGUAUAAGGACAAUGGCUGAAUUUUCUUCCCCUCUUGUGCCAGGGUACCCAUCUUCCCGCUGAGGGAGGAGGAAGGCUCUGUCCUGGCCAUGUGCCUCCUCUCCCCAGACCUCCUGGUGACUGAUGGUGUGUGACUUGGGGCUGUGAUCAUUGUCGUCAAGCAAAGUCCCCGAAUCAGUGAUUGGCUCCCAGAGGCCCCUGCGCCAGGAGGAUCUGUUUGGGAGUAGAAAGCAAGGCUGUGUCAGUAGAACCCUCUAAUGAUGGAGGUGGUCCUUCUCUGCCUUAUGCUAUGGGCUUUCAGAACUGUUAUCAGGAUCAUAAAGUGGGCAUGGCUCAUGAUUUUAAAUACGAUGAGAUGAAUAAA
Messenger RNA from Mus pahari (shrew mouse), 1184 nucleotides. RefSeq names its product MAD2L1 binding protein (gene Mad2l1bp). Gene Ontology annotation, biological process: regulation of exit from mitosis. The coding region runs from base 22 to 819 and encodes 265 amino acids. NCBI's taxonomy places the organism in Eukaryota, Metazoa, Chordata, Mammalia, Rodentia, Muridae. The transcript has 3 exons. The record is from RefSeq and is a predicted model, not a curated record. Gene Ontology annotation, cellular component: nucleus.